Xenia sp. Carnegie-2017 is the source of this 874-nucleotide messenger RNA. Its product is annotated as perlucin-like protein. The record is from RefSeq and is a predicted model, not a curated record. The transcript has 6 exons. The coding region runs from base 71 to 802 and encodes 243 amino acids. NCBI's taxonomy places the organism in Eukaryota, Metazoa, Cnidaria, Anthozoa, Malacalcyonacea, Xeniidae. Gene Ontology annotation, molecular function: calcium ion binding.
UUAUUAUUUGCUCGUUUGUUUGAGAUUGUGACGUUUGUAUAAAUGUUUUCAUCGAUUCAACGGUUUUGCUAUGCUGAUUUCAAACUGUAUCAUUGAAAAUCAUCGUGGCUUGAAAAUGUUUCAAUUGACAUUUCUUCUGAUGAUGUCCGUGUUCAAUUUACAAGUUAACAAAGUCAGUAGUUGUCCGUCAGGCUGGAUGAAGCUACAGUCAUCUUGCUAUUUCUUCAAUACAACGCAAGAAACCUGGCAUGAAGCAAGAAAAAAUUGUCAAAAGAAAGGGGGAGAUCUUCCUGUUCCAAAAAAUAAAGCUGAAAAUGACGCCAUUUACGAAUUUAUACUAUCAAAAAUGCCUACAUUACCUUUUAUUGGUUUGUUUCGCAAUAAAAGCGACAGUAAAUUUUAUACAGUCCAUAAUGUAGCACCUACUUUCAUAAAUUGGGAUACUAAUGAACCUAACAACGCAGGUGGCAUUGAGGAUUGUGUUCAAUUCUCUGUGCAAAGCAAGUGGAAUGACAUUUCAUGCACAAGCCGUAACAAUUAUAUUUGUGAAAAAUAUAUUAAUAAAUGCUUGUCCAACCCUUGUCAUGUCAAUGCUAACUGUACUGACACUAAAGAAUCUUUUGAAUGUCAAUGUAACGAAGGAUACACUGGAAAUGGGCUCUCUUGCACGAAUAUCAAUGAAUGUUUGAAUGUUCCUUGUGAUGUCAAUGCAAACUGCACUGAUAACGAAGGUUCUUAUGAAUGUCAAUGUAACGAUGGAUACACUGGAAAUGGACUCUCGUGUACAAGUAAGAUUUUAUAAUUUCCAACCUUCACCUGUUGAGUUAACAAUCAGAGGUGUUGCAGCUGGAAUAUCUGCUGUUGUUGCUUUUGU